Messenger RNA from Ogataea parapolymorpha DL-1, 792 nucleotides. RefSeq lists its product as uncharacterized. The coding region runs from base 1 to 792 and encodes 263 amino acids. The record is from RefSeq and is a predicted model, not a curated record. Lineage: Eukaryota; Fungi; Ascomycota; Pichiomycetes; Pichiales; Pichiaceae. The transcript has a single exon.
AUGCUUUACAAAACUUUUGUGCCCCUUCUUUUGCUGUCAGCUUACACCAAAGCCGAGGAAACCACCACUUCGCAGGUCACCGUCACUGUGACGAAGACCUUGCUAUCGCCAUCCGAAAGCUCUGCUUUAUCGUUGUCGUCCGCCUCUGCUGCCUCUGCGUCUGCGGCGUCGGUUGCCAGUGAGUCCUCCGCUUCAGCUGCCUCUGCUGCCUCUGCUGCUAGUGCGGCUUCUGCCUCUGCUGCUUCCGCUUCUGCUGCCUCCGUCGCGGCAGCUUCUGCUGCUUCUGUUUCUGAGGCCUCCGAAGCCUCUGCUUCCGCCGCUUCUGCAGCCUCCCUUGCUGCUGAGUCUUCUGCUUCGUUGGAGAAGGCCAAGGGUCUGCUGGCCAUUGCUUCUGCUGCUACUGUGAGCUCCUCCCAGGGGGUUUCCCAGAGCUCUGCUCAGUCCAGCAGACGGUCAACAGUGCCAUCCUCAACUUUGAGAACGUCAUAUGUGACAUCCGCAGCUCCAUCCUCUUCGAGGGCUCCAAUAAGAUCCUCUGUGGCUCCUUCGUCCGCUUACAGCAGAUCCGCCGUUAAGUCCUCGAGCAGCUCUUCCUUCUCGAGCUCUAAGUCGAAGACGACCAAGUCCAGCUCGAAAGCCAGCUCAAGCUCUACUUCAGUCUCCACCCACGAUGACGAAGGAACUUCCACUGCUGCUUCCUCUUCUUCUUCCAGCGCUCAAGCUAACGGAGUGGCUCCAAUAAGUGGUCUCACCUUCGGCGUGGCCGGAAUUGUUUUGGCUGCCCUGAUCUAG